Messenger RNA from Lucilia cuprina (Australian sheep blowfly), 1984 nucleotides. RefSeq names its product homeobox protein vnd (gene vnd). Lineage: Eukaryota; Metazoa; Arthropoda; Insecta; Diptera; Calliphoridae. The record is from RefSeq and is a predicted model, not a curated record. Gene Ontology annotation, cellular component: nucleus. Gene Ontology annotation, molecular function: DNA-binding transcription factor activity, RNA polymerase II-specific; RNA polymerase II cis-regulatory region sequence-specific DNA binding. Gene Ontology annotation, biological process: regulation of transcription by RNA polymerase II; cell differentiation. The transcript is spliced from 3 exons. Bases 92 to 1555 code for a protein of 487 amino acids.
UAAUUCCUUUAAAAUUAAUUUCAAUCAAAAAAAAAAUAAAUAAAAUAAAAAUUAAAAAGUGUUAUUAGUUAAUAUUAAGAAAAUAGAAAAUAUGACCAAUUAUAAUCCAAAUUGUGGUUAUUAUGAGGAUUAUGGUUCUGGCUACUAUGCCACCACAAACCCCUCAGUCAUGGCUGCCUCAACCAAUAAUAUUUAUCAACAGGAUUAUUAUAUGCAACAGGAUUAUGAAUAUAAACAUGGUUAUGACUUAUUUGAUGCCAAAGUACCCUCCUCGCAAAGAUCUUCCGGUUUUCAUAUAUCGGAUAUAUUAAAUUUAGAAAACUCUGAACUUAAACACACUACUGGCGGCGGUCAUCAUCCGCAAGAUAUUAAUCAGCAACAACAACAACAAACCACCUCCGAUGCCAAUCACUUAAACCCCUUAAAUGGUGACUCAACUCAUCUAACUACAGCCGCCAAUCCUAAUGCCGUUUUAGAUCCAAAUAAUGCUUCUAGUGUGGCUUCAGCAGCGGCGGUUAGUGCUUCAGCUCAGGCUCAGGCAGCCGCUCAAUUUAUUGCCAAUCAUAAUGCUGCCGCUGCGGUAGCGGCUGCUGGUCAAUAUUUACCUAAAAAUUUCCCCAAUGGUUUCAACGAUGACAUGUCUUCGUAUCAUAUAGCCCAUACAAUGCUUACGCAUUCGGGGCGUUCGCCUUGGAUUAAGGAAAAUGAUUUAUACGGCGUCCAACAACCUGCCAGUCCCGACAGUACCUCACCCGUUAACUCAGAAGUUUCCUACACCUAUAUCGGUUCAAAUUGCCAAACCUCACCCGCUCUAUCGGGAGAUUACAAAACCUACAGUCGUUCAGCCGAUAGUGAUGCCCUCUCGGUGGGCGGUGGAGACAACAAUAAUCUACAUCAUCUGCAUAGUCAACAAAAUAAUGGUCAUUUAAUGAAACCCAAUACCGAUAGCAAUAACAGUGCUGGUGGUAAUUCCUCUAAUCCUCAUGAUGAUAGUUUAAUAGAAGAUGGUAUAGAGGAAGAGAUCGAUGAUGAAAAUGAUCAGGAUGGCAGUAAUACGGGCACAGGAUCAGAUGGUAUGCCUAAUAAGAAAAGAAAACGACGAGUUUUAUUUACCAAGGCCCAAACGUAUGAAUUGGAGAGACGUUUUAGACAACAACGUUAUUUAUCGGCUCCCGAAAGAGAGCACUUAGCCAGUUUAAUAAGACUAACACCCACCCAAGUGAAAAUCUGGUUCCAAAAUCAUCGUUACAAGACAAAGCGUGCCCAAAAUGAAAAGGGCGUUUACGAACAACAUCCUGCCUUACAUGGUCAUCAUCAUCACCCCUCGGCCUUGCCCUCACCACGACGAGUAGCUGUGCCUGUGUUAGUGCGUAAUGGCAAACCCUGUCUCAGUGAUGGCACCAAAUUACCGCAAGAUUGUGUCUCUGCUUCUAUGCAAAAUGCUGCAGCCCAUCAUUUAGUGUUGGCCAAUGGUGCAGCUUAUCAACAUGCCGCAGCGGCUGCUGCUGCGGGUAUGCAUGCUGCUCAUGCCCAUCAACGAGCCUGGUGGCAUUAGAAAUUAAAGGAAUUUUCCCAAAUCUAGACAAAUUUAGGUUUAUUUUUUAGUUAGAGUAAAUAAAAGCUGCUGGGUGGCCUUAAAAAGUUAACAAUAACAGGUGUUUAGAACAAAAAAGUAAGCAGGGCCCCUAAUACUAAAAAGAAAAAUUCCUUUCAAAAAAAAACUUUAAAAAAUUUUAAGAAAAAAAACUAAAAAUGAAUUUCAAAAAUUCACAAGUUUUGCUACCAAAAAAAAUUGAAACCAUUAAAGCAAUAAUUUAAAAACAGCAUUUUAGAAGCGACUCGAAUAAUCAACAAUUUGGACAAUAACAAAAAAAAACAUAAAACCUUGGGAGUAAAUUUAUUAAAAACAAAAAUAGAUUUGUUGCAAUUUUAUUUUUGUAAAAAUGUUUCCUUUUUAAAAUUUCAUUUUAAUAACAAAAAAUUG